AUGUCAGACCACGGCAGUCAUUACAGUAGUGAUGGCAAUCCUUUCAGUCACCCAGGCUACGGCGCUACUGUUAUAUCCGCCGGCGUAGGCAUGGGCAUGCUAAGAUCCGGAAUUCCAGCAGGAAAUGAGCCAGUACCACGAGUUCCAAGAUCAUUAUAUGAUAAAAAACACUGUGGAGCUUGUGAUGCAUCAACGGAACGCUCUGAUGGACAUUGGAAAGAAGAGCACAUUCAUGACAACAUCGAGUGUAGAAGGGCCUACUUGGACGGAACAUGCGAAUAUGAGAGAUACGCGUUUGCAGUAAUGCCGGAUCGAAUUUAUGCACCCGAGGGAUAUGUACCACCCACACAAACUCCACAACUUCAAUAUUCAAACCCUCAAUUUCAGAUACAAGAAACUCAGGCUUAUUCAUCAGAACCUCCAGGUACCCAGUCUGAAACCCAAUCAACUCAAGCUUAUUUUAUUCCACACUCACCUCAAUACCUUCAAGAACAACAGCAUUCAGAUCAAGCACUUUCCCCUAACGCUUAUCAAACUAAUCACCCAUCAGCGUGGCUACAUUCGCGAACUAAUCCUAGCCAGCCAGAUCAGGGGUACACUCAACAUCCAACCGAGAUGCAAGACGACUCUUACACUGGUGAUGAAUCUCACAACUCCAGUCCUGCUCACGGUUCAGGAGCGCAACGUGCUCCUGUGGCAACUGUUGGCGCAUCCCAAGGACGGGGGUAUACAAAUGCAACCCUAAAUAGUGGCAGUAGCCACCGUGGUUCUCGUCGUGCUGGUAGUAGCCGAAGGAGCUAG
Messenger RNA from Botrytis fragariae, 801 nucleotides. RefSeq lists its product as uncharacterized. Lineage: Eukaryota; Fungi; Ascomycota; Leotiomycetes; Helotiales; Sclerotiniaceae. The transcript has a single exon. The record is from RefSeq and is a predicted model, not a curated record. Bases 1 to 801 code for a protein of 266 amino acids.